Rana temporaria (common frog) is the source of this 2370-nucleotide messenger RNA. It is a transcript of the gene EIPR1, whose product is annotated as EARP complex and GARP complex interacting protein 1. Gene Ontology annotation, molecular function: protein binding. Gene Ontology annotation, biological process: protein ubiquitination. Lineage: Eukaryota; Metazoa; Chordata; Amphibia; Anura; Ranidae. The record is from RefSeq and is a predicted model, not a curated record. The transcript has 9 exons. The coding region runs from base 91 to 1254 and encodes 387 amino acids.
GAAGAAGAGUGAGUACGGAGGCCGAGAGGAGAGCUGACACAGUGUGCAAUCAUUCUACAAGGAAGAUUCGUCUAGCUUCUCUAUAGUGAUAUGGAGGAUGACGCUCCUGUGAUCUACGGCCUGGAAUUUCAGGCCCGAGCCCUCUCCGCUCAAACAGCAGAAACAGAUGCCAUCAGAUUUUUGGUUGGAACGCAGUCUCUGAGAUAUGACAACCAGAUCCAUGUUAUAGACUUUGAUGAUGAGAAUAAUAUUAUCAAUAAGAAUGUUCUACUGCACCAUGCGGGGGAAAUCUGGCAAAUCGGCGCUAGCCCAGCAGACAGGAAUGUGCUUGCAACCUGCUACAGUAACACUUCAGACAGCAAAGUCACGUCUUGUGCGGCUGUGUGGAGGAUACCGAAGGAACUGCAGGCAGGAAACCAGGAGGUCCCUGAUGAUUCAUCAAACAACACCCAAACCUUGGAGCUUCUCUGUCGCCUCGACAAUGAUUCCCAUAGCAGCGUGGCCUGUGUUACCUGGGAACCUCUAGGUGAUGGUAAGAAAGUGAUGUCUCUGGGUGACAGCAAUCUUAUGAUCUGGGACUUACAAGAAAGCUCUAGUAAAGCUGUGCUCUCAAAUUCUGCCACACUAGAAGGCAAAGGGCAGCUGAAGUUUACCUCUGGGCGAUGGAGCCCUCAUCACAAUUGUACCCAGGUGGCCACCGCCAAUGACACCGCCAUCCGAGGCUGGGACAUUAGAACUAUGAGGCAGAUCUACUGCAUCGACAAUGCCCAUGGACAGCUGGUUCGAGACCUCGACUUCAAUCCCAACAAACAGUACUACUUGGCCAGUUGCGGGGAUGAUUGCAAAGUGAAGUUCUGGGAUACCAGAAAUGUUAAUGAACCAGUCAAAACACUGGAGGAACAUUCUCAUUGGGUUUGGAGCGUCCGAUACAAUCACUCCCAUGACCAGCUGGUCUUAACAGGCAGCAGCGACAGCAGGGUAAUCCUGUCAAACAUGGUCUCCAUUUCAUCUGAGCCAUUUGGACAUCUCGUUGAUGAUGAAGAUUUGAGUGAUCAAGAGGAUAGUCAGCAUGAAGAAAAAACAAAAGAGCCACUCCAGGACAGUAUAAUAGCUACCUAUGAAGAACACGAAGACAGCGUGUAUGCCGUGGAAUGGUCCUCUGCAGACCCCUGGCUCUUUGCUUCCUUAAGUUAUGAUGGAAGGCUGGUUAUUAACAGAGUCCCAAGAGCACUCAAAUAUAACAUACUGCUGUAAUUUCUGCCUUCGUCCGAGCUGAAGUGAUUGCAUGGCACUGAUGGCUUAUUUCCUGUAAUUUGGAGGCUUGAGUGCUGGAUAUCUGCAAUGUGUUAUUAUAUUUGUUUAUUGUAAGCUUUGUCAUAACUGACCAAAUCUCGGGGCCACAGCUGACCUCUUUAUAUUGUUCUGUUUGGGCACUGUCAUGCUGUAUUUAAAUGAAAUAGAUGUCAGCCUGUGUUAAUGAUUUAGACAUCUGUGGGUGCAGUGCAGAGCUGUUCUCAUUUUAUAAUGGAAACGCUGUGUAGAUCAUAGCUGUGUACAGUGGUAGUGCAGCAUUCAGCAUCGUUGUCUUACAGUUAUGAGAUCCUUGGACUGAUAAUUUUGGGUCAAGGCACAAAAAUACUUAAGCCUUAAAUACAUGGAUCAAUGCUGAACCAGCUGAAUAUUGAUCCAUGUAUGGGCACUGCCAUUCUGGUUGUACAGAAGUCGAUCUACUGGUCGACUACUUUAUACCUGCCUUUCUGGGUUUUCCCGACUCAAUCAGCACUGCAGGCUAUGGCCUGCAUCACUGGUCGGUGCAUUCUGACACUAGGGAAGUCUCCCCGCUGUCAAAAUACAAUAGCUUAGCUGUGUGGAUGGGGAAUCGAGUCAGUUUUUUCCGUUUAACCCACUGGUUGAAUGAAAAAACAAACUCUUCAAUGGGCUGCUUUAGACUCACUGGAAAUCCAUCAAGUUAUUAAAGAGACUAGAUGGCUCAUUUUACACAAUAGCGAACUGGUAUAAGAGCUCAUGCACACAGGCUAUUGGACCGUAUAAUGUAAAAUAUAGUCAUGUUUUUGUGCCUGAGAGCCAAAAGUGAGCAUAUGCAUAAUAAUGCUUGGAGCUCCGUAUAUCCAUGUACAACUGUAUGCUGUAAAUAUUUGUACACGUGGCUAUAUGCAACACCUGUGGCUCCGGGCAUUGAAAUACAGCCAUAUUUUAUGUUAUACAGCCCAAUAAGUCCAUGUUUAUGAGCCCUAAAACUGUACAUUGGGUGAGAAGUGACUAAAAUCACUGGGCUAGAUCCACAAAGAAAUUACACCAGCGUAUCUAUUGAUACGCCGCGUAGUUUCAAAAUUCCCGUGUCGUAUCUUU